CUGGGCACAUUGUGUGCUGCAGCACCAGCGCAUGGCGUGGGGCGGGGGCCUUGCUGGGUCACAGGGGUUUGGGGCAGAGCAGAGGAACAGACCCACGUGUGGAGCAGACCCCAUGCACACUGUCCACAGAUCCACACAGCCAAGGCUAAGGCUGACAGGAAUAUUUUACACAAAUGUUUGAUGGCACAAGAUGAGCUGAUGUUGGAGAGAUGCUUUGACUCCAGACAAUUGUUUGUGAUGCUGCUCCUGGGUGUUUUUCCCAAGGGGAAGAGAGGUGUGGAGUGGGUUGGUGCCACGGCUGGAAGGCAUCCCCAGCCACCUCUCUUCCUCCCAAGAGGUGGGACCCUAGACACAUCCAUUUCUGGGCAAAGAAGGUGAUGAUCAUCCACUUGUCGUGCUCCACCCUGCAGUGCAUUCCCUCUAUGCUGUUCUUCCGUGCAGCACUGACCUUGUUGUUAAUUAUUAAACCCCCAGCAAACACUGCUGGCUGCUUUGUCCUAGUUACACUGUGGGCUCCUCACCCUUCUGGUUGGCUUUUUUUUUUAACAAAUUACCCUGGUAACCUCUGUGGACGAAUGGAGCUGGGAGCAGCAGAUGCUCCUCUCCCAGCUAGUGCAGGAGAUGGCCUGGAGAGGCUCUGGGGUGGCUGAGAGAUGGGCUGCAUGUGGUUGGCCAUUAUCCAUUCUGUCCAGGAGUCCCUGUUCGUCUGCCAGGGCUUGGGGCUUGCAUGGAACCAGUGCCCACUGGAGUUUUGUUGCCCUCUCUGUGGGGUCCUGUGGCUCCAGACCUAGUUUGCAGGUGGGCUGGAGUCCAAGGAGAGACCUGGGUCCAGGUCCAUGUGUUCUGUGGAUGCUGAAGAGCAGCCUGGGAUGUGGGAGGGCUGGAGACCUGCUCCCUCUCACAGGCUAGGCAGAUGUAAAUAGCUUGUGGGCAGAAGCCCCUUCCAGCAGACCCUGUCCCUGGGCAUCCAGUGCCUGCCUUCCCUCUGCUCACAGCUGCCCACUGAGGGACCAUGCCAGGCCUCUAUGCCCUCUUGUCCUGGGAGGCUCUGCCCCUGAAGAGCUCCACGGUGAAGGCUUGUGCCAACGGAUACUCCCUGAGCAUCACCGCUCACCUCCUGUACACCAACCCCCACAAGGAGCCUGUGGAAGGCAUCUUCAUCUACCCUCUGGAGGAGUCUGAGGUGGUGGCUGGUUUUGAGGCAGCGGCGGGCAGCCGGCGGGUGACGUUCCAGCUCCAGAACCGGCACCGGGUGCAGGAGUGCUGCCUCCAGUGCAGCCCCAGCCCCGGCCGCCUGUCCCGCUGUGCCAGCGGCCACCUUGUCUUGGAUGAGGAUGUGGAGCGCUCCACCUUCAUCAUUGUCACCGGCACACUGUGCCCAUCGGAGAGCCUGGCUGUCACCCUGAACACAGUGCAGGAGCUGCCCACGCUGCCAGACGGGGCCCUGCGCCUCCUCCUGCCCUCCAUCCUCACACCCCACGUCUCCGCUGACCCUGAGAGCGAGCCGGCAAGCUUGUGUGACGACAGCCCCACAAGCUGUUUUGGGGGGCCAGGUGCCCGGAGCCAGUCACCCACUGUGGUGCUUGUGGACAGCGUGGAUGUCUUUCGGGGACGGCCCUACAACCCUUUUCCUUACGAGUUUGCCUUCGAGCUGCUGGUGAAGGGCCCCUGCUUGCUGGCAGGGCUGGAGAGCCCAUCACAUGCCCUGAGAGCUGACGCCGACCCCUGGGCCAAUUCUGCCACCACCACCUGUGUCACCCUAGCCGAGCCCCACCGCUAUGACAGGGACCUGGAGAUCAUCCUCUACCCUUGUGAGCCCCACAGCCCGCACCUGGUGAUUGAGGAUGGCACCAUGACAUACCCCGAGUACGAGGCGCACAUCCGGAGCCGCCGGGAUUACAUGCGGAUUGCCAGGAAGGACAGCAGUGGCGAGAGACAGGUGGCUUUUGUGCAGAAGCGUUUCCACAAAGACAUCUUCCCCAACCCUGUGCUGAUGCUGAACUUCUGCCCGGCCAUGGAGGGCGUCCCCGGGGCCCUGCAGAGCGUCACCCGCGAGAUCCUCUUCCUUAUUGACCGCAGCGACUCCAUCAGUGGCCCUGACCUAGACAAGGUCAAGGAGGCUUUGCUGGUGGCCCUGAAGAGCCUCCCGUCAGGAACACUGCUCAACCUCGCCAGCUUCGGCACUGAUAUCAAGCCGCUCUUCCCAUCCAGUCGCCUCUGCAGCAAUGAGACGCUGCGCCGUGCCUGCGAGCACCUUGGCGGGCUGCGGGCAGACCCUGGUGGCACCAACCUGCUGGCAGCCCUGGGCUGGGCGCUGGCUCAGCCCCUCCACCACGGCUACCCUCGCCAGCUGUUCCUCUUCACGGGUGCAGCAGCGGGCAGUGGAAGCAGGAUUCUCCGGCUGGUGCGCAGGCAGGCCAGCACCGUCAGGUGCUUCAGCUUUGGCAUGGGCCCACGGGCAUGCCGGCGGCUGCUGAAGGCCAUGGCCAAGGUGACUCGGGGCCGUGCCGAGUUCCUGAGUCCGGCUGAGAGGCUGCAGCCCAAGCUGAUCAAGUCCCUGAAGAAGGCGAUUGAGCCAGCCAUCAGUGACAUCACCAUCGACUGGUACGUCCCUGACAGCAUGGAGGCUCUGCUCUCACCCACCGAGCUCCCGGCCCUGUACCCCGGUGACCGCCUCGUCAGCUACUGCGUCCUCUACAGCAUCGCCCGCUUCGGGGACAGGCGCCCGCUGGGCCAGGAUGGGGCUCGCCAGAGCUCCCGGGGUUCAGCCUUUCUCUCCCAGCAGGAAGUGCCCAGUCCUGGGGAGAGCCGCCAGCCACCCCAGAGCAACCCAGGAACUGGGGUUGCCUCCCUGGACGUUUUUUCUGGAAGUACAGAGGUGUCAGAGCGGAGUAUUGAUCCUGUUUCUGGGGGAGACAUCUGGAAGCGGAUUUACCAGCCCUCCUACAUCCAGGAGCAGUAUGUCCUGACACACUGCUCUGUCAGCACUGACCGCAGCCAGGGACUGCUCUCCCGCAGCUCCACCAGCAGCGAGUCCACUGGUUCCCGGGAUGUGGCCCCCGAGGGUGGCUCCUCAGCCCCUGGUGCUGAUGUCACCUCCCAGCAGGGCCAGAAGAGCCUGUCCCUCUGUGAGUCCUCCACCAAAUCUGCCCCGCUGCCCUCUGCCCCAGCUGGCACCAAGGUGACGGUGGCCCUGAGCACGGAGGAGCUGGCGCGGCAGAAGAGGGUGCUGGCACGUGCUGCCCUGGCUGGGCGCAGCUUCUCCACGCCACACGGGGAGCUGGAUGCCCAUCGGCUCUGCCAGGCCCUGGAAAAGGUGUCUCAGAAGAGGAACCAGUCCCUGGAGGGGCGGCUGGAUGAGCUGGGACCCCAGCCACGGCAAAUGCAGCCUGGUGCAGUGGAGUCAAGUGCGUGCUGGCUCUGGGGACGAGGGAAGUGGGGUGUAGCCAAGUGUCCCUGCCUUGCUGAGCCCAGCCUUUGCCAUUGCCCAGAUAACCUCCUCUCGCCCACCCACCUGGACUGGGACAUGCUGGUGGAGCCCUCCUACCUCUUCAGUGCCUCGCCAGCGCCCGAGCCAGGGCAGCCCAGCCUGGGUGAUGCCAGCAUGCCCCUGCGCUGCCAGGUGGUGAUCCACGCGCUGCGAGCCGGCAAGCCGGUCUCCUGGGAAGUGACAGCCUCGCUGGAGUCACUGCUGCAGCCCCGGGAGGGGCCGGGCAGGGAGGACCCACCGCGGCGGGUGGCCAAAGCCUGGGACAAGCCCCUGCAUCGCCUGGCAGCGCGCUCCGUGGUCCGGGACAAUGAGAGUGUGGCACAGCGGGAAGCCAAGCUGGAGCAGGGUUUUGCCCGCCGGUUCCGCCUGAAAGCCGUGCAAACCAGCAAAGCCUGCAACGUGCCUUCCCUCUACACCCACCUGGUGCCCGUGGACGGUGCCACGCAGACAGCCCUGCCCGCGGCCCCCGAGGUGUGGGGCAUAGUUGGCUCAGCCAGCCGGACACGAGCUGCUGCAUCAGGGAACUGGCACCACCGGAGCUUCUCAGCGGGUCAGGGGCAGCAGCAGGAGGUAGAGGAGCAGGAUGAGGCCCCUGGCACUGCAGAGCGAGAUGAGAUCGCCAGGUCUCCAGGCAGCAUCUCCUCCCCUACCUUUGGCUGGGAAAAGCAGAACUACUCAAACGGGCCUCCAUCCAGCCCCUCCACCACCUCCAUGGGCUCCCAGAAAUCUACAGAGAGCAUCGCAGGCUCCAGGUUUAGCCUGAGCAGGCGCAGGGGUCCCAGCCUGGUGCUGCGCCCGCAGUGCCUCAGCCCAGAGAGCGAGCGCUCCAGCAACCAUGCCAGCCAUGACUACCUCCCACUGGUGCAGCUGCAGCAAGCCCGGGGGCCGUUCCAGCUCACCGAGAACUUCUCUGAAGUGGUGCAGAUCCCCCUGGAUCGCCUGCGCCGCGCCUCCCCCUACGCCUCCCACCGUGCCAGCCUCAGCCCCGUGUCCCCAGGGGCCAGGAGCCUGCCUGAGGCAGGACCUGGGGCUGAGGAGGGUGAGGAGCCCAUCACAGCCCCGCAGCCCAGCUCGCCCCCAUCCCUCAGCACUUGCUCCGAGGUGCCCAGCGCAGCCGCAUGGGCGCAGGCGGACAGCGGGCACGGCUCCGAGUCCGACACCGGGCCCCACUCGGCUGCCCCCUCUGAGGCUGGUGUGAGCUGUCAGGACAUGGGGCCAGAGGAUCUGGAGAGUGCCAGCUGGGCCACGGCGGUGGCCUUGGCGUGGCUGGAGCAUCGCUGCGCUGGGUUCUUUGAGGAGUGGGAGCUGGUGGCAGCCAAGGCGGAUGCAUGGCUGCAGGCACAGCGCCUGCCCGAGGGGGUGGACGUGGGCUGCCUCAAAGGGGCAGCCAGGCACUUGUUCCUGCUGCUGCGUCACUGGGACGAGAACAUCAAGCUGAACAUGCUGUGCUACAACCCCAACAACGUCUGACGGCCGCCCAAGGGGCCAAUAAACACACCUGGCUCCAAGCCACCUGCACUGGUGUCUCUGUUAUCAGCAGAGAGCUGCUGGCUUCAUUCAGGCCAUGACAGGACUCACCAGAAUCCUAGGAGGGGUCACCCCCUUCCCAGCCAUCACUGGUGGGAGGGAGCAGGCAGGGGAAUAGGAAAAGCUGUACUGG
Messenger RNA from Haemorhous mexicanus (house finch), 5150 nucleotides. It is a transcript of the gene VWA5B2, whose product is annotated as von Willebrand factor A domain containing 5B2. Lineage: Eukaryota; Metazoa; Chordata; Aves; Passeriformes; Fringillidae. The transcript is spliced from 20 exons. The record is from RefSeq and is a predicted model, not a curated record. Bases 1013 to 4960 code for a protein of 1315 amino acids.